UGAACCUUUUUUAAUUGGAGUUACUGAAUCCGAAAGUAUAUUAUAAAAAUUAGUAAAAUUUAAUUAGUAAGUGUUUUAGAAUUUUACUUAAUUUAAUAUAAAACCAAUAUUAUGUCCGGGAAAAUUGUAAAAAGUUGUUCAGAAAGCGACAAACAUGAAGGUGAUGCGAUUUGCAUCGUUUAUCACAAUGGAAAUAUAUAUAGCGGCGGUGCAGAUGGCUCUAUUAAGAUAUGGGAUCAAGAUUUAAAUUUGAAAAAAGAUCUCAUACAUCAUUUUGGUGCUUAUAUAUAUGCAAUAGCUGUCAAUUAUAAAGGGAAACUAUAUUCAGCUAGUAAUGAUGGUCUGGUUAAAUUUGUAGAAAAUCCUUUAGAAACAACAGAAGGACAAAAUCUAAUGCAAUCUGAUGAGGCAGUUCAAUGUUUAUAUUGUGAUGGUGAUUUUCUUUAUACCGGAGAUGAUAUUGGUGUUGUUACACAAUGGGAAAAUGACCGUAUAUUAUUAAAAUUUAAUUUAGUUGAAGAAAUAAAAUCUCUUGCUGUUGAAUCUAAUUUAAUAUACACGGUUCGUGAUUUGGAUGUAUUAGUUACAGAAAUCAUAUCUGGUAGCAAAUCUGGAAGAUAUUCCACAAGAAUGACAAUUGAUGGAAAAUCGCCUCUAACGUUAUGUGGUCCGAUUGUGGAUGGAAAACGAGAAUUUUUAUCAUUUUGUACAAGAGAUGGUGUUGGUUUAAAACUAGUUGACAAUAAAAAAGGAAAAAGUUUUGCAAAAAUUUGGACGAAAGAAAAUUGCCACAGUAUGAUAAUAAAUUCAAUUUGCGGGACAGACAAAACACUGUUUUCUGGUGGAUACGACAAAAUGGUAAAAAUGUGGGUCAAUAUAGAUAAAGAAUGUAAAUUAGGUGGAGAAAUAAAUUUAGAAAGUUGCAUAAAUAGCAUUUGUAAUGGAGAAAAUGAUCAUACAAUUUACGCAGCAACAAGUGAUGGAUAUAUUAGAAAAGUUGCCUUUUCCUAAAAUUGUAUCAUAAACUUAAAGUUAUUUAUAUUAAAUAAAAGUGUGCAUGUACCUUUACAAAAUAAAAAGUUAUUUAUCACACUAAAUCAUAUUUUUAAACUUUCUCCUAAAGCUGUUAAAAUAUAUCAUAUUUACAAUAUUAUCAAUUUCCAAUAUAAUGUGAACCGUACUUGACUCUUUAAUAAUUCAU
Condylostylus longicornis is the source of this 1201-nucleotide messenger RNA. RefSeq names its product probable serine/threonine-protein kinase roco4. The transcript is spliced from 4 exons. The record is from RefSeq and is a predicted model, not a curated record. Lineage: Eukaryota; Metazoa; Arthropoda; Insecta; Diptera; Dolichopodidae. The coding region runs from base 112 to 1011 and encodes 299 amino acids. Gene Ontology annotation, molecular function: protein binding.